ACUAAUUUACACAAUUUGCUUUUUUCACAAUAGAUAUAUUUUUUUACAUUUAUCUUAUUUUAUUUUGAAAGUACCGGAUGUGUAUGCAUGUUUUAAGGCUGCUCGCUUGACCGACCCCGGACUGCUUCUUCUCUGCCUCAGCUGAAGAAAAAACCGACGCAGCUGGGUUUGCAUCAAGUAUCAACCCUUGACGCCUAAAUAGAGGAAUUUACCAUCACUUCAAAUUCAACAAGAGCAUUUCUGCAGAGUUAAAUAGAAACAGUACGCAAAUGAAAUAAGUGUCAACUAGCCGUAACCACAGAAACAGGCUAGAGGCAAAGAAGCCAAAACAAAACAUCAAAACCCGGCAAACAAAGAGGUCCUUUUUUCAACGCCAACAUUUUUCCUCCAUAUUCAAUAGUUAUGAGUCAUGUGGCCGUCGAAAAUGCCCACGGUCUAGAGCAGCAGCUUGCUGUCCUAGACUUGAGUGCUCCAGAUGGACAAGGCGGAGGUACUAACAGGCGAUAUAUUCCUCCACAUUUACGGAACAAAGAGGCAUCCAAGAACGUGGGAAAUGCUUUUGCUGCUGGACGACCGGGGGGGUACACCAUAGCGCCUGCAGCAAACUACGGUUGGGACGCGGGGCGCAACAACUUUGUCAACGGCUACCAUGACAACCGCAUGGCCGGCAACACGUUCAACCGUGGCCCGCCACGCAUGGAGCGUGGGCGAGGCGGUGUUGCGGGAGGCGGUUACCGUGGCAACAGGGGCGGGGCUUUCAACCCCAUUAACCCCGCGCAACCCAUAAGUUUCGAUGCCGGUGGCUGGAACACGGCCAAAGACGCCUAUAGCAGCUUUGGCAACAACCGAGGGAAGUCUGCAUUCUUCAACGACAGAGGCAACGCCAACAGAGGGAGGUUCGAUCACGGUGGAUUCGGUGGUGGCGGAGGAGGAAACAGCCGCUGGGUCGAGGAGUCCAGGGACGAUGGCGACUGGUCCAAGCCGCUGCCGCGUAACGAACGCCUGGAACAUGAGCUGUUCUCCGGCAGCAACACCGGGAUCAACUUUGAGAAAUACGACGACAUUCCCGUUGAGGCUACAGGACAAAACUGCCCUCACCACAUCGAGAGUUUCCAAGAUGUCGACAUGGGUGAGAUUAUCAUGGGCAACAUUGCUCUGAGCCGCUACACCAGACCAACUCCUGUGCAGAAAUACGCCAUUCCUAUCGUGAAAUCCAAGAGAGACCUGAUGGCCUGCGCACAGACGGGAUCUGGAAAGACGGCCGCGUUCCUGCUUCCAAUUCUCAGUCAGAUCUACACAGACGGACCAGGAGAAGCUCUGAACGCAGCCAAAGCCUCAGGACAGGAAAAUGGGAAGUAUGGCCGGCGUAAGCAGUACCCCAUUGCCCUGGUGCUGGCUCCAACCAGAGAACUGGCGCUGCAGAUCUACGACGAAGCCAGGAAGUUUUCGUACCGCUCCAGAGUGCGUCCCUGUGUGGUGUACGGCGGGGCAGACAUUGGCCAGCAGAUUAGAGACCUGGAGAGAGGCUGCCACCUGCUGGUCGCAACACCUGGCAGACUGGUGGACAUGAUGGAGAGAGGCAAAAUUGGACUGGACUACUGCAACUACUUGGUGCUAGAUGAGGCGGACCGCAUGCUGGACAUGGGCUUUGAACCACAGAUAAGACGCAUUGUGGAGCAGGACACCAUGCCGCACAAAGGCAUCAGACAGACCUUGAUGUUCAGCGCUACGUUUCCUAAAGAGAUCCAGAUCCUGGCGAGGGAUUUUCUGGAGGAUUACAUCUUCCUGGCAGUGGGCAGAGUGGGUUCCACCUCGGAGAACAUCACACAGAAGGUGGUGUGGGUUGAAGAGAGUGAUAAGAGGUCUUUCCUCUUGGAUCUGCUCAGUGCUACAGUCAUCCCCAACGAGGUACAGGACAAUACUGGAGACAACGUAGAGAAACCUGGUAAAGACUCCCUGACCCUCGUCUUUGUGGAGACCAAGAAAGGAGCUGACGCCUUGGAGGACUUCCUGUACCGGGAGGGCUACGCCUGCACCAGUAUCCACGGCGACCGCUCCCAGAGAGACCGCGAAGAGGCACUGAACCAGUUCAGAUCGGGAAAGUGCCCCAUCCUUGUCGCCACGGCGGUUGCAGCUCGAGGUCUGGACAUCUCCAACGUGAAACAUGUUAUCAACUUUGACCUUCCAAGUGACAUAGAGGAGUACGUCCACCGCAUCGGACGUACGGGGCGAGUCGGAAACCUGGGGCUGGCCACGUCAUUCUUCAACGACAAAAACGGGAACAUCACAAAGGACCUGCUGGAUAUCCUGGUAGAAGCUAAACAGGAGGUUCCUUCAUGGCUGGAGAGCCUGGCCUAUGAACACCAGCACAAGAGUAGCAACAGGGGGCGCUCUAAGAGGUUCUCUGGUGGUUUCGGAGCUCGAGAUUACCGCCAGACAGCUGCCGGGGGCAACGCCGGAGGGUUCGGGGGGCGGGGAGGACGCAACCAACAGGGACACGGAGGAAACCGUGGCUUCGGAGGAGGUGGUUUCGGCAACUUCUACACAAGCGACGGCUACGGAGGGAAUUACUCCCACUCUCAAGUGGACUGGUGGGGCAACUAGGUGUCUCCAUUCCAUCUCUACUCAUCUUUCUUUCCUCCUUUGACUCCUUUUCCAUCGUUUCUUCCCAACCAUGUCAUCCACAUCCCAUCCGUCUCGUCACCUCUACUAUUCCCUGGAACCUACAUGCAUGUUAUUAAACUAUUUAUACUCAUUUAUAUAUCCCCUCCUUCUAGUCCCAGUCAGUCAUGUCUUUUAUUAGCUUUAGAUUCUCUYGUGCUUUCCAUCUUCAUUUUGUUCCCUUUACGUUCUUGAUCUCUCCUGGUAAAGUUGGCCACUUUUAUAAAGGAUUCUUGAAUUUUGUUUUGUUGCUUCCUAACAAAGUUCCAGUUGUUCUCAAAGCCCCUCAUGUAGGACCAUUUAUAGGCAGGGCAACAUCCUUUUUUUAAUUUUAUUUUUGUGACCUUUAGAUUUGAGUUUUAGCUUUAUGUUUACCAGUCAUGCAGGCUCCCUGUGUAACUUUGUAUUUAAGCGCAUGGCCAUGUUGUAAAUCACCGGCCAAAAAUUUUGUAAAACGCGGAGCUGGGCGAGACGGCAAGGCAAAAUGUCCGACAUAGGAACUUUGUGUUCUCCUUCAUUUCUAACCUGGAGUUUUUCACUUUUUAAAGCAUCGAUUUUUGAGUUACUGACGUCUGCCGAAGAAAACGACAAACUGAACCCACCUAAACCCCCCUCAACCAGUGAAAGUCAGUUUUGCCCACUAGAUGGCGCUUGUUAAAACUUGAUUUCUUCAACUCCAACCAACAAUGUAGAGAAUCUUUUUGUUUCUGUACUGUGCCUUUAAGAAUUUAAACUCUAUGUAUGUUGCUUUUCUCACUAUAAUACCUAACUGGCUGCAAGUAUAGUUUUUAAAGGUUACUGUAUUUAAUGUCAUGUGUGGGUUUAAACGCGCACUUCUUCAUUCCCGUUUAGACGGAGACAAACUAGGCUUGAACUAAAUCAAACCUUGGCAAAAAAAAACAAACACACAAAACGAAAACUAAAACGGACGUAACAAGGGAAGCUGAAACUCCUCAUGUCCUGUUUGAGGUAAAAAAAAAAAAAAAAAUCACCAAAUGAGCUGUUUUUCCCUGAAGCUUAUAACCUCUGUAGAGACAGUUGAACUUUUUCUCAGCUUGGUUGUAGGUUUUUUUGGGGGGGAAAAAUACUUGUUUUUUUCGUGUCAAAUCCAGAGCUCAAACUCGAGCUAGCAGCUUGGUUUCCCACAGCCUUCGUCACCAAUUGUUGCCCUCAACGCAUUAACUGUUAGCAAAAGCUGAUCCAGGAGUCUUAGUCAAACAAACGAGACUCAAACAACCAAAAUCGUUUUUCUUUAUCCGACUCUUGGUGCCGCCAAGCUUUUGGGAAACCGAAUCUGCUUCCACCUCAAACCUCAGUCUUGGUUCUUAAAAUCUUCCUCCAACUCUCAAAAGUAAGUUAAAGGGAAAAAAAACAUGCUCACUCUAUCCUGGAGAGUUAAACGAAAAGCCUUCUCUUCAAUAAAUCUUUCCAGUUUUUUAAUCAUUUUUUUUUUUAUUACUUUGUUCGGGUCCUUCAAAUCUGUUGAGGUAAAAUGUUGGAAUUGAUUUUUUUUUCUUUUUUUUUUUCGUUUUUUACUGUAGUGACAACUGAGGCUUCCAGACGACGAAAUGCUGCAUUUCCAGAGCACAUUAUAGCUACAAAGAGAGGACAUACCUUAUUAACCAAACUAAGCUACUUGAUUUACAUCUUYCCACCAUCUUAGAGGUACCACCUGGUUAAAAACAUCCUCACCUUGUUUUUGAGGCUUUUUUUCCCCCCCCAAUUUAAGUGUCCGCUAAACYUUAAUCCUGCUUUAACUGGCAAAGUUAAAGCAGUCUGAACCAGAGCUGCUAAAAUGUGCUGGUGGAAAAGCGGCAUUCCCGGGGAAGUCCUGCUUGGCUCUGUCGCAGAAGGAAAUCUCAAGGAGAAAGCCGACUCUGCACCGACAUUAUCUGCACUUCGUUUACUUGAUUUAAAAAAAACAAAAACAUGUAAAUAGUUGAAAACUUAAAGCGAAACCAGAGGGAUUUCCACAGAAAAUGUGACGGAUUAGAGGCGUGUAAAACUCGGAUCACUCAACACGGACCAGACUGCGUCUGGAAAGCUUUGUUCAGAGCUGCGGUGGAYGGAGAUGAGUAACGUUUCCAGCAGUAUAAUUYGUUAAUUUGCGCUCAUAACUUCUUAAAUUGCCCACUGCCUCUGACAAAGCCGGACCAAGACAAUAAAACAUAUGCAAGUGUUGUUGUUUUUUUGGUCAAGGAGUUAAAAAUGCAGAGCAGGCUGCUCUAAAUCUAAAGCAGGCUUUAGUGAUAAACACCAGACAUGUUUUGUUUUUAUUUUUGUCUUAUUUUUCUUCAGUUUCUUUUAAAAACGUGUAAUUCUUUAGCUCCAGCUCCCUGACAUCUGCUCUGCCGGGAUGUAAUGGAAACUAGUUGGCUUUAUCACGAUAAACAAAAGAGUUUUCCACUGAGAAUAGAGGACAGCCGUUACAGGAUGCAACGUCGCACUCCACCGUGUCUUAUUAGUUGCUCUUUAUAAUCACUUAUUUAAUAACAAAGCAAAAAAACAAAAACAAAUUUAAGUUGCAUUCUCGGCUUCAUUCGUCAAAAAUAAAUGGRCCUUAAUGAAGUCUGAUUAAAUUAAGAGCGCCAAUCACUUGGUAUGCUCGGAUGGUUUUAGCCUAUCAGGGUUUUGUUUUUCUUGCAGCAAUGGUUGAUAGUCUCCAUAUUAAACUUCUUCAGCAAAUAACCAGCACCGAGAUAGAAUCCGUAAAGGUACAAUAAGUUGCUAAUGACAAUCAAGUUUAAGAUGACCCGCGUGAACAGAACUCUUCCCGUUGCAUGUCCAGUCAUUUAGCCGCCACCUCGACAUGCAGAGGUUUUGUCAUGCAGCUGCCCGACUUCGACCCGUGUCUUCCACAACAAUGAAAUUCCCAGAACUGAACCACUAUUGAGCUGUUGGAAAUAUUCUCCACUACGAACUUUGACCUUGCUGUCUGCGGUGUUACUGUUGAUAUAUUUACGUUCGGAGUAGGGAUACUGUUGGUGUUUGUUACUUGAAUCCAAAGCGGCUGCUGCAUCCAAGCAGACGUUCUUUAAACUUCUGUGUUACUGUUCUAAAUGCUUGGAUCACGUCCCCUGAUUGAGUACAGUGCAGGUUCUAGAAGCUGCUGUGYCUUCUACUGACCACUAGGGGGCAAUGAAGGAAUAAGCACUUUGUUGGCAGCUGCAUGUUUUGAUAUACUUUUUUUUAUUAUUUAAAUUGUAAACAGUGGGAGUUAAAUGUUUUGCGUUUAUGUUUAUAGGCCACUCCUGUCCAAUAGAAGUCGGAUAUGCAAUGCAUGUGCGUCUCAUGAGCAAAAAUUCACUGUUGGUUGCAUUUACCAAAUAAAUCAAGCUAGAGCAAUGCUUCACUACCACUGUGCCCCGAAUCUCAAACCUUAAUACUGCUUGGCACUCAAAUUUCUACCAAAGUGAAAUAAGGUUCUGUUGCUUGCUCAGAUUAUGUACUCAGAUUUUUUUAUUUUUAGUUUCAAACUUUUUUUUAUUAUUAUUUUGCUACAUUUAAGUAAAACUGUUAGCAUGCUGCGUGCUAACGGGCUAUCCACUUUCCAAAAUGUGCAUAGUGCCUUGUAAUGACUGAAUUACUGACUCACACAUUGGUUAGGGCUGGGUAUGUUUUCAGUUGGAUACGACGUCCAAACUAUUGCUCUCUCAAUAUGAAACUGUAGGUGUGUAAAUGUUAUUUCUCUGCAUGUGAAUGUCACAGAUUGACUACCUCAAGGUACGAUCGCAACAACCAGAGGGGCAUUUAGAGAGCUCGCCAUCUUCAAAGCUGGUGGGCCUCAUUUAAUGCCUUUUUGUACAAAAAUAAUAAAUAAAUUAGUUUAUCCGUGUGUCGCCACUUUACAAAGUUCAAUGAAUUUCAGUACUGGUAGGUUUUGCACUYGCGCUACAAUGAAGCAGCCAUUUGGCACAAGCUCUUUCAGACGCAAAUCUGAAACGGGCACAAAUUAAUUCUGGUGCUGCUCAAGCUUGCAAAAUUAUUUUAUGCCAUUAAUGGUUCCAUCUUGAACAGAUUCUUGGCUUUAUAGCCACGUUUCAGAAACUUUUCAUUCUUCUUUAUAGUCCCAAUCGGAGUCGUACAAGGCMGACUCUUAGUGGCUCGCUAUCGUUUACGGCACUACUACCGACACGUCUAGCACUUUAAAAGAUUUAAACACCUGCAAAUCCCGUGUUGUAUUGCUUGCUAAUUUGAAACUGCUAGCAUGCUAACAUGCUAACAGCGGUUAUUGCAACAUGUACAAGUAUUGUGAGUUUACUCUUGACCUGUACCUAUGCAGAAUCCAUUGUAGGCAUUUAUUUCCUCCYCCCACACCCUGUUACCGAGUGCGCGCGUAAGAUAUGAAUAUAGCUAAUUUAUCCAGAUCAUUUCAAGCACACUCUACUAUGUCCUUUUUUUUUUUUUUUUU
This is a messenger RNA of Poecilia reticulata (guppy), 7072 nucleotides long. RefSeq names its product ATP-dependent RNA helicase DDX3X-like. Gene Ontology annotation, molecular function: RNA helicase activity; ATP binding; nucleic acid binding. Lineage: Eukaryota; Metazoa; Chordata; Actinopteri; Cyprinodontiformes; Poeciliidae. The record is from RefSeq and is a predicted model, not a curated record.